This is a messenger RNA of Anneissia japonica, 1185 nucleotides long. RefSeq names its product non-structural maintenance of chromosomes element 1 homolog. The transcript is spliced from 7 exons. Gene Ontology annotation, cellular component: Smc5-Smc6 complex; nucleus. The record is from RefSeq and is a predicted model, not a curated record. Lineage: Eukaryota; Metazoa; Echinodermata; Crinoidea; Comatulida; Comatulidae. Gene Ontology annotation, molecular function: ubiquitin-protein transferase activity. The coding region runs from base 145 to 918 and encodes 257 amino acids. Gene Ontology annotation, biological process: DNA damage tolerance; double-strand break repair via homologous recombination.
AACUCUAUAUUCUAUCAAUGAAGAGCGCCCUCGGGAGUUGCCGCUACGUUGGAUUUAAAACGCGCGAAGGUUUUUACACUGUGUUUUUUUAGUAAGUUAAAAAAAAAGAUUUAUACAGAAGCAUAGAGAAAUAGAAGACCAGUAAUGGCGAUGACCAAUGCACAUCGUCUUUGCCUGCAGUCAUUCAUGACAAGAGGCAUGAUGUCAGAGGAUGAGGUGAAGCGACUACACCGCCAUGCUUGCACGCACUGCCAGGUCUACCACGUAGAAAAUGGACACAAACCAUUCAUCCAGAUCAUCAACACAAACAUAAAGCCAUUUUCAAUGGAGAUACGUAACUGUAAAAAUGAAGAUGAUGGUUCUCUAGUCUAUGUACUGGUUCGAACUGCUGAGUCGGACAUUUGUAAAUUAAUAUCAGACUAUCAUGCAAGCGAGCUUGUACUGUUCCAAAAGACGAUAGACUUGAUCGUUGAGAAUAAUACCGGUACUGCAUCGUCCACUGAUUGCCUAAACAUCACAUUGCCAAAUUCAAACAAAAUGUCCAAGAAGGAUGCACAAAUCGUUCUCGACAAGUUUGUUGCAGACAAAUGGUUGCAAGUUAACCAAGGUCAGAUUUCAUUGACCCCACGAUCCAUGCUUGAGCUGAAAAGAUACCUGCGAGAUAUUUAUCCUGAUGAUAUCACCGAUUGUAACAUUUGUCGUGAUAUAGUCCUCAAGGGUAAUAGCUGCAAUAAUGGAAACUGCACAGUACGAUUGCAUUUCCAUUGCUGCAGAGAUUAUUUUCAUGGUCGGUCAAAUGCUAAUUGUCCAGGAUGCGCAACCAAAUGGGUGUCGGGUGUGGAGAAUGGCACUGCAAAUGAUUCUGCAUUUGAGGGGACUUCAUCAUCAGCUAGAUUAUCAAGGAAGAGGAAGAAGUGAUCACAUCCAGAAGAGGGCGCUUUUCAGACGAUUGAAUUCUGCUUCUGUGACUACAGGCAGCAGUAUGAUGUGCCAUCCAUCAUUUAAGAAAACUGAUGUUUCAACAGCCAAAGAUAGCAAACUUCAAAAAUGAGAUUACUGUACUAUUUUUAAUUUUAUAUCUGCAGAUUUGCUGUCAUUUUGUAAGGUUGACCAAAUUCUUUAUGGCUAAUUUUCACUAUCGAUGCAACUCAUGUACAAAGUAUAAAUAAAUUUACACCUUGUUAA